Messenger RNA from Salvia splendens (bonfire salvia), 3503 nucleotides. Its product is annotated as autophagy-related protein 18g. Gene Ontology annotation, biological process: autophagy; response to starvation. The coding region runs from base 351 to 3209 and encodes 952 amino acids. The record is from RefSeq and is a predicted model, not a curated record. NCBI's taxonomy places the organism in Eukaryota, Viridiplantae, Streptophyta, Magnoliopsida, Lamiales, Lamiaceae. Gene Ontology annotation, cellular component: cytoplasm. The transcript has 8 exons. Gene Ontology annotation, molecular function: protein binding.
UCUGAAUUUGGGGUGUGGAUAGAUUUGGAUUAUAAGAAGCAGAGGGGGAUCGCGUGCAUAUAUCUAUAUCCAAGUCCAUAACAGUAAACACAAGCAUUUUCGCUGCAAGUCAAACCCCACCAAUUUCACCCAUUUUUUACGGUAUCUUCCCAAAAUUAUUGCUACUGUUUCGCGGCGGUGUAUUCAUUUCUCUCCGGCGAUUGUACAAAUUGAUGAUCGACGGCAGCUCGCCUGACGCGUCGGCCUGUGCGGCGGUGCCCGACUGCGGUGGACUGGAUUCCGACCUCUGCGGCGAGGCGGUGGUGGUUGGGAAGGGUUGAUUGAGGAUACCAAGUAUUUCUGUUGUAGAAAUGAAGAAAGGCAAGGGGAAGACCGGCAAAUUGCUGCCUAAUUCUUUGAGGAUUAUCUCGUCUUGUAUCAAAACGGUGUCGACUAAUGCUAGCACCGCUGUGCGCUCCGCCGGAGCAUCCGUCGCCGCCUCCAUUUCCAACCCAGGAGACGAUCGGAAAGAGCAGGUUUUGUGGGCUGGCUUUGACAAAUUAGAGCUCAGUGCAACUUCCAUCAGAUGUGUCCUAUUACUUGGUUAUCUGAAAGGUUUUCAGGUCUUCGAUGUUGAGGAUGCCUCUGGCUUAAGUGAACUGGUAUCUAAGCGUGAUGGACCAGUUACCUUCUUACAGAUGCUUCCAACUCCUGCAAAUUGUGAUGGUACAGGAAAGUAUAAAUCAUCACAUCCUAUACUGGUGGUGGUUGGUGGGAAUGAGGAUGAAAGAAUCCCAUCAGCUCAGUUUACUGGUCAAGGCAAUGGUAGAUAUGGUCCGACAGAAACAUCGUUUGGGAGCCUGAUAGAACCCCCUACUGCUGUUCGGUUUUACUCAAUGAAGUUGAAUGAAUAUGUAAAGGUUGUUGACUUCAAAUCAGCAGUAUUCAUGGUUAGAUGCAGCUCCCGAGGCGUAGCUAUUGGUCUCGAAGAACAAAUUUACUGCUUUGACAACCUUACUCUUGAGAAGAAAUUUAUAGUUAUAACCUAUCCUGUACCGCGAGUUGGAGAGCAAGGAUCAUUUGGAAUCAACACAGGCUAUGGUCCAAUGGCUUUGGGUUCAAGGUGGUUGGCUUAUCCCCCUAAUCGCCCGUUCCUGUUAACUACAGGAAGGGUGAGUCCAAAAAGCCUUGCCUCCAGUGUAAGUCCAUCAACAUCUCCAGGUAGUGGCACCAUAAUGGCUCGUUAUGCAGUCGAGUCUAGCAAACACUUAGCUGCAGGAUUGCUCACCCUGGGGGAUAUGGGAUACAAGAAAUUUUCUAAGUAUUAUCCAGAGUUGGUUCCUGAGAAUGCUAGUGGUUCUCCUGGCUGGAAAGCUGGAAAACUAGCAGCAUCUGAACCUGAGAGUGCCGGAGUGAUUGUUGUGAAGGACCUUGUUUGCUCAGAAGUUAUAGCACAAUUUAGGGCUCAUACAAGUCCAAUAUUGGCUUUGUGUUUUGACCCAAGUGGAACCCUUCUGGUUACGGCUUCUGUACAUGGAAAUAACAUGAACAUCUUUAGGAUCAUGCCUUCCCAUAAAUGUGGGGGAUCAGGAUCCAGUGACUGGAGCACUUCCUAUGUGCACCUUUACAAGCUUUAUCGUGGCAUAACAAGUGCAGUCAUCCAGGAUAUUUGCUUUAGUCAUUACAGCCAGUGGAUUGCUAUUGUAUCAGCAAGAGGAACUUGCCAUAUCUUUGUUCUGUCUCCCUUUGGAGGAGAUGAAGGUUUUCAUACUUUACAUAAACCUGGGCAAGGCACCUCUCUGUUUUUAGCUUCCACUCGACCAUGGUGGUUUACGCCAUCUUUUACUGUUAAUGAGAAGCCUUCUUUGUCUCCACCUCCUUGCACCAUAUCUGUCAUCACCAGGAUAAAGUGCAGUGACUCUGGGAUAAUUAAUUCAGUAAGCAAUGUUGCUGCCUCAAUGGUGGGUAAGUUAUGGGUGCCUUCUGGAGCUGUUGCUGCGAUCUUUCAUAAUUCUAACUCUAUUGGUUCUCUGGAUGUUAAGUCAACUGGUACCUCGCUGGAGCAUUUAUUAGUGUUUACGCCAUCAGGCUUUGUGGUUCAGCAUGAAUUUUUAUCCUCAAUGGGCCCUGAACUGAUUGGGACUAGAACUGAAUCUUUGUCAGCCCCACAAACCAACCCUCAAAAUGAGGAGUUAAGGGUGAAAGUAGAACCCAUUCAAUGGUGGGAUGUAUGCCGAAGAUUGGAUAACAUGGAAAGAGAGGAGUGCAUUUCUGGCAGUAUCUUUGAUGGACUGGAUGAUGCAGAAAUUGAUGAGGAUUCCAAAAUGGUUUUCCGGGAGAAUGCAAGUGCUGGUGACAAGAAACUUGCUAAGUCUGAUUCUCUGAAGUCACUAGAUAGAUCUCACUGGUAUUUGUCAAACGCAGAAGUACAUAUAAACUCUGGCAGGAUACCAAUAUGGCAAAAGUCAAAGAUGCAUUUCCACGUAAUGGAAUCUCCACUAGCAGAAUGUUAUCCAGGUGGGGAGUUUGAAAUUGAGAUGGCUUCUUCACAUGAGCUUGAAAUACGGCAUAAAGACUUGUUGCCAAUAUUUGACAAUUUUCCUAGAGCAAGAUCUGGCUGGAAUGACAGGUCUAUACCUUCCGAUGGAAAAUACCUUAGUGCUUCUGUGAAUAAUUCUAAGCAAAAGACUAAUGAAGCAAGUAUUAUUUUUCAUUCAAAGCUACCCUCUUUUAGCUCUACAGAAAGCUCAGAAGGAGGGUCAUCCAGACGAAUGGAGAAUUUGCUUGAUUUGGAUCACAUGAGCUUUGACAGAUCUCCGAUUGUUGUUGGUCAUGCUGAGAGUAAGACCAGUGUCAAGGGGUGUAUGCCAAUUAUUCCAUGUCCUUCACAAAACACCUGCAAUGGAAAUCUUCUUUUGGAUAAUGCUGCAAUCAGUAGGUCAUCCUCACUGGGGAAUGAGAUGCAGUUGCUGAAUGUUGACAAUCCCGACUCAGACACAGACAUCGUUAUGCCUUCGAGGAACGAUGUAACUGUAGAUUUUGCUCCGUUAUUUAAGGAAGGGUACUAUAACAAGCCAGAGCUUCCCGAUCAUCGGCAGUCAACUGAAGUUAUAACGCAUGAGGCAAAUUCUGGUGAUAACACGCAUGAAGAGGAGAAGUUGGAGGACGAGGAAGGGCCUCAAGAGGAAGGUUGGAUUGGAGGGAUGUUCGAUUUCUCUGAAGACUGCUAAAUCAGAAUCCAGUUCGACGGGAAGGAACAAAAUCGUGACAAUAUACAUGAUAUGAUACACGUGCACCUUACUGCCCUAUGUGGUAUGUAUACUGUUGUAAAUAUAACAUUCUGGUUUAUGGAGAAGAUGAAUUUGGGUUUUCUCACGUUUGCUGUAUUAUCUUCUGUACAGAUGAUAGAACUUAGUUGCUUUGUGUAACAUUUGUUUUCCAUGGAAAAAGGAGUGAAAUGGAAAUAUGGAAAAGUAAUUCAACACCAACAUUUCAUUAAUCAGAUUCCCUUCAUUUUAGUGAAA